Prunus persica (peach) is the source of this 552-nucleotide messenger RNA. RefSeq names its product dirigent protein 22. The record is from RefSeq and is a predicted model, not a curated record. Lineage: Eukaryota; Viridiplantae; Streptophyta; Magnoliopsida; Rosales; Rosaceae. The coding region runs from base 1 to 552 and encodes 183 amino acids. The transcript has a single exon.
AUGUCUUCAUUUCAGUAUUUCACUCUCUUCACCCUCUACUUUACCAUUUUCUAUUCCAUGGAUGGAAUUGAGGUUAGGAAAAUCAUCAAAUCCCAGCAAACCGAAAAAAAGAGCCACCUCCACUUUUUCUUCCAUGACAUCCUUAGUGGCAAAAACCCUAGUGCCGUUAGAAUUGCUGGGCCACUAAACAGUACCAUUACUACCUUUGGUGCCACCAUGAUGAUUGAUGAUGCGCUGACUGAAAAGCAAGAACCUACCUCAAAGAUCGUUGGAAGGGCACAAGGGCUGUACUUAGUGGCUGCACAACGUGAUCAUGAGUUUGCACUGCUUGUGGUUAUGAAUUUUGCGUUUGUGGAAGGAAAGUACAAGGGAAGUACCAUUAGCAUCCUUGGGCGGAAUUCAGUUCUAAACGAUGUGAGAGAGAUGCCGAUCAUCGGAGGAACGGGCCUAUUUAGGUUUGCCCGUGGCUAUGCCUUAGCCCAUACAGUUAGGUUUAAUCCUACAGGAGACGCCAUUGUUGAGUACAAUGUUUUUGUGUCACACUUCCAGUAA